AUGCGUGACGCUUUUGGCUGCCGCCUGCUUGCGUUGGCCGUCUCCGGCUCGUGCCUCCUGUCCGCCGUCGUGGGCACACCGUUGAACCCUGCACACCAACAAAUUUCGCGGGAACCACAUGCGGCCCACAAUGCGGAACCUCUGACCAAGUCAAAGCGCCAGCAGACCGCCGGAGAAGCUUUGGCUGUGACCGGAAUGGAUCAUGAUACCGUGCAGCCGCGCCUGGAGAUCCGCGACCUGGCCAAGAAUGAGUUCCAGUGGAACCUGUUCCUUUUGGCCAUGCAGAAGUUCCAGCAGACGGACCAGGCCGACAGGUCCUCGUGGUAUUCGGUUGCCGGAAUCCAUGGAAAGCCGUAUGAGGUAUGGGAUGGUGUGGAGUCCAAGGGACGUAAAGAUUCCGGCUAUUGCAUGCACUCGUCCAAUUUGUUUCUGCCGUGGCACAGGCCGUACCUGGCCCUUUACGAGCAAACACUUCAAGGACUCAUGUCGGAAAUCGCCGGCGAAUGGGACGGAAGCCCCGAAAAUGACAACUACACCGAGGCUGCCAACACCUUCAGAUUGCCUUAUUGGGACUGGGCAGUCCUUCCCCCGGACGGCGAGAAAAGCGUUCCCAGCUUCCUGAGUUCCCCGACCAUCGACGUCACGCUGCCGAAUGGAACAGAGACCAUUGACAACCCGCUGUACUCCUACAAGUAUCACCCCCUGCACGGGGAUGACCUCUACGACUCGGGCGUUACUCAAUUCUCCGUUUACCCUGAGACAAUGAGAUACCCCCCAACAAAGGAAGCGAGCGCUCAGUCACAAGAAGACCAAUUCGUCAGCACCAUGGACAAGAGCCGCCCGCAGCUGCGUGAUGCGCUCUACGAUCUCUUCACGAACUACCACAACUUCACCAUUUUUGGUAACAUGGCUUCUUACAAACCAGGCCAGUUCCAGAGUGUCGAGGCUAUUCACGGCUGGGUCCACAUCUGGGCUGGUGGCAACAACGGAAACAUGUACCAUGUCCCCUGGUCAUCGUUCGACCCGGUCUUCAUGUUGCACCAUUGUAACAUCGACCGUAUCUUUGCCAUGUGGCAGGUGCUCAACCCUGACAGCUAUGUUGAGCCUUGGGCCCAGGCUUACGGGACAUACAUGGUCAACUCUGGAGACGUCCUGGAUGCUGAUUCUGAGCUGUAUCCGUUCCAUGCCAACACGAACGGCGACUUUUGGACAGCGGCCAAGGUUCGCGAUGUGAAGACCUUUUCGUACACUUACCCCGACCUCGUGAACGCGGACCAGGCAGCGGUUAGGACGACGAUCAACAAACUGUACGGCCAGAGCACUGUCAGCCACCGGACCAAGCGUGCUGAUGUUGAGGACGCGGUCGAUGAUGUGGCCGACGGCGUUACCGAUAUCAUCAACAAGCUCGUCCAACCCGGUCAGAUCGAUGCCGAUGCCGCCGCAAAGGACGAGCGCCGUUACGAGUACACGGCCAACAUCAAGCUGAGCAAGUGUGCUCUGGGAGGUCCCGGCGUCAUUUACCUCUUCAUCGGCAACUUCAGCGACAGCCCUGCCGACUGGAUGACGGACGACCACCUCGCCGGUUCAUCUCCGCUUUUCGUGAUGGAUGACUCGGCCAUGGGAGCUGGUGAAAGUCAAGAUAUCUAUGCCGCCGUGUCCCUGACGCGCGAGAUUGAGCAGCGCGUUGCCAGCGAGGACCUGGGCUGCAUGGAUCCGUCCGAAGUCGUUCCGUACCUCAAGGAGAACCUCCAGUGGAGGGUUCAGAAGGCCGACGGUUCCUCUGUGCCCGCCGACCAGGUCGAAGGCCUUGAAAUCUCCAUCGCCAAGGCAGCCUAUCGGCCCGCCGCGUCCGAUUGCGAGUUCCCCUCGCUGGUGGGUGUCAUCGACACGCUGUCGGAGAUCACCUCUGGCAAGGCAGGCGGUCUGGCCGCUGUGGGCUCGCUCCUUGGCGCGACGGGAGAUGAGGAAUAA
Molecule: messenger RNA, 1971 nt
Organism: Diplodia corticola
Lineage: Eukaryota; Fungi; Ascomycota; Dothideomycetes; Botryosphaeriales; Botryosphaeriaceae
Product: tyrosinase
Exons: 7
Coding region: 1-1971 (656 amino acids)
Molecular function (GO): oxidoreductase activity
Source: RefSeq, a predicted model, not a curated record